This is a messenger RNA of Mytilus californianus (California mussel), 2621 nucleotides long. RefSeq lists its product as uncharacterized. Bases 29 to 1336 code for a protein of 435 amino acids. The record is from RefSeq and is a predicted model, not a curated record. The transcript is spliced from 5 exons. NCBI's taxonomy places the organism in Eukaryota, Metazoa, Mollusca, Bivalvia, Mytilida, Mytilidae.
UACACCAGACAAAUUGUGGGCACCGAUUAUGUCAGAUAAUAGUGCGUCUUCUAGUGGGUCUGGUAAAAGUAAACGCACUGCUCAUUUAUCACCUGCUUCCAAUUUACAUAUUUGGGUAUCACAAUGGUCACGAAAAGAUGUGGAGAAAGAAUUACAAAUUUAUUGUAGCGACACAGCGGUAACUCCUUCAUCGAUUUUGGAAAAAAUUACAAAUGAAGAAUUAAGCGAAAAACAAAGUGAAUAUAUGGAGAAGGUGAAGCGUUAUUUAAAUUUUGAUAUUAAAUUUAUGGAACUGAUAUUAUCUCAAUCGGUGGCUCAUUAUCCUGCAACAGGCAUUACCCAACACCUGAAAGAUGUAAUAAAGGACACUAUAGAGAGGUCACUGAAAGAUCCAGAUAGAUUUGUUAGAUCAACUAUUAGAGAGUUUAUGAUAGCUGUCCAGACACUUUCUAGAAAAUGCGAAGAGUACAGAACACAUUUGAAAAAAACAAUAUAUGAAGGAACAUUUACACGUUUUAUAAGUGAUUUUGCUGUGUUAUGCUGUUUGAAACCAGAGUGUACGCUUGGUAAUGCUAAAGGUGAGCCAUCUAUUUGGGAAAAUUUUAGAGGUUUACAAUGUGCAAUUUCAAAUCCUGAUAUACGAUUGAUGAAAAGAGGUCUACCAGAAGAAUUCUGUUCCAGUUGUGAGGAAACAGAAUGGCCAGUUGUUUCUAUUGUGGAGGUAAAAAUGCCUUCAGAUUUGAAGUUUAUGAAUGAAUCAGGAAGGGAUUCAGUCGAUGAACUUGCUAGGAGAAUGGAGUUUACAAAACUGAAACCAUCUGCAGGAAAUAGUUCAUCUUCAGAAUCAACAUCCUCAGACAAUUUGUCCGCUGAUCUCUCAAGAGUUUGUAGAAAGAAGAAAAGUUCUUCAAAUGUGACCAUCAGCUCACGAUUCCUACCUAUAUACAAUAGUAAUAAGGUUUUUGGCCAGCAUGCAGGAGAAUUGCUAUUUGACCUGAACAGAUGUUUAAAAGACUCAAAUGCAAAAGUUGGAAGAAUGCCUGGCAUGAUAAUUGAUGGUGUAAAGGUCAUCUUUACCUUAUUAGAAAUAAGAGUUUCACAUCUGGAGAAGCUGAGGAAGAACCAAAAGCUAAAUGAUGAUGAUAAAGCAUUAAUUUACUAUUCCAUUCCAUAUGACGUCUUCAAUCAAACAGAUCGAAACAUUGUGAUGGAAUAUUUCAUUAAACUCAAUAAUGUGAAGAGUUAUGGUUAUAAUGAAUUGGAAGUAACCCCAUCAGCAUCUGAGGAUUCAGCUUACUCAUCUGAUGUAGAUCAUGCAAAGUCUGUUGAUUCUUAAACUUCCCACGAGUAAGAAAUAUGUAUAUACAGUGUAAAAAUAAUCUUAUUUUUAUCUUUAAAAUCAUCUACAGCAAAUUGGAUAUAUAGCAAUUAUUAGGUUUAUAUAACCAAUUAUUGCAAACUCAAUAACCAUGAAUUCAAAUACCCACAAACCAAUGAAUUUUCCACAAACCAUGAAAAUUAAAACUAACGAAUAAAGGUAUACUUUCACAGUACAUCUAAUAUUAUUAGACUUUACUAUAGCAGCUGAGUAAAAAAUAACUGUUUUUUUUUUCAGUUGUUGGUUAAUAUCCCUUACUUUUUAUACGACCGCAAAAAAAUUUUUGUGGUCGUAUAUUGGUAUGACGUUGGCGUCGUCGUUGUCAUCGUCGUGGUCGUCGUCCGAAGACACAUUGGUUUUCGCACUCUAACUUUAGUUUAAGUGAAUGGAUCUCUAUGAAAAUUUUACCACAAGGUUCAAUACCACAAAAGAAAGGUUGGGAUUGAUUUUGGGGGUUAUGGUACCAACAGUUAAGGAAUUAGGGGCCAAAAAGGGGCCAAAAAUAAGCAUUUUUGUAACUUCCAGACAGAACUUGUGUGUUAGUGUAUGGAUCUUUCUGAAAUUGUACUACAAGGUUCCAUAUCACAAAGGGAAAGCUGGAAUUGAGUUUGGGGGUAAUUGCCCAAAACGUUUAGGAAUAAGGGGCCAAAAGGGGGCCAAAAAUUAGCAUUUUUUUAAAUUUCCAGACAAUAACUUGUGUUCAAGUGUAUGGAUCUCUCUGAAAUUGUACUGCAAGGUACCAUACCACAAAGGGAAGGCUGGGAUUGAUUUUGGGGGUAAUUGCCUCAAAAUUGUAGGAAUUAGGGGCAAAAAAGGGGCAAAAAAACAAGCAUUUUUCUAGUUUCAGGACAAUAACUUGUGUGUAAGUGUAUGGAUUUUUAUGAAAUUGUACUACAAGGUUCCAUAUCAUAAAGGCAAAGCUUGGUUUGAGUUUGGGGAUAAUUGCCCUAAACGUUUAGGAAUUUGGGGCCAAAAAGGGGCCAAAAAACAAGCAUUUUUCUAGUUUCCAGACAAUAACUUGUGUUCAAGUGUAUGGAUCUCUCUGAAAUUGUACUGCAAGGUACCAUACAUUGUAACACAAAGGGAAGGCUGGGAUUGAGUUUGGGGGUGAUGAAUCAUAAGGGGGUUCAAAACAUUUGAGGGGGGAUUUUUUUCCCCUUUUUUUUCUUUAAAAUUUUCCAUUUUAAAUUGGUUAUUUCUGAUUUUUAUAUAAAAGCAAAUAAUAAUGAUAUGGUUUGAAUAG